Molecule: messenger RNA, 1629 nt
Organism: Labrus mixtus (cuckoo wrasse)
Lineage: Eukaryota; Metazoa; Chordata; Actinopteri; Labriformes; Labridae
Gene: tslig2
Product: chromosome 13 C2orf49 homolog
Exons: 4
Coding region: 39-617 (192 amino acids)
Biological process (GO): embryonic morphogenesis
Cellular component (GO): tRNA-splicing ligase complex
Source: RefSeq, a predicted model, not a curated record
GACGCGGGGCAUGCUGGGAAAGAAAUCCAGCAUCCAAUAUGGCGACUUCCACAGGAGAGGAUGGAAAGGCUGUUUGCACCUCAGAUGUGGAUUUAUUACUGCACCCCGAGCUUUUGUCUCGGGAUUUUAUGCAGUUAAUAUUAAGUGAGAAACACGUCAGGAUCAGCCGUUGUGAGAGUCGGGACCACCUCACAGAGAUUUACCUUCGACAUGUGAUCCCGCUGCCGCAGAGGACUUUACCAAACAGUCGCUGGGGCAAAAGGAUGGAGAAGACCCGGGGGAGGCAGACCCCGGCGGGUCAAAGGUCAGACAGUAACGAUCACAAUAGAAAAAGGCCUGUGAUUGUGUUCGAUGGCAGCUCCUCCAACUCUGGCCCAUUAAAAGUAAAGAAACCCGAGGGAACCUCUGUGUCAACUGGAAUCACCGACAGGUUAAAACCGCCCCCUGCUGCAAACCUGCACAACCCCAUCCGCAAGUUAUCUGGAAACACGACAUCCUCUUCCUCAGCCAUCCACAGCAGCCCGGACGCAGCCAGUCUGAAACGGGAAGCCAAUAGCUCGGGUUCAAUGAACUCUCCAGAGGCGAAGAAAAAGAUCCAGCAUGUGACAUGGCCCUGACCAAAUGCCCCUCUUCACACAGACCUGAUGGGAGCCCACACUCCAACUUAAUGUUGUUGCUAACCACCUCUUACUCUCUCAAUCGUUGUUGUCUCACUAAUGGCAUCACAGACGGGGAUAAAAAAUAAAAUAAAAUAAAAAACUUUUAUCCUGUGUGAAGGCCGAUCACAGCUCUGGUUCUGGAGCUGUAAGCAGAUAGGAUGACGUGGAGUAAAGAGCUUCCUCUUGCUUUCCCUCAACCUCAAGUGUCCUUACCAUCAAUGAUAAGCAACUCAACUUAAAGUCCCCCCACAUGGAGACCUAGAGGAGAAAAUACAACUUGUUUUCUGAAAUAAAUUUAUGGAAAUGAUGGUUGUUGAUAUUCUGUUUCUGGGCACGAUUUGGUUCUGGCAAGAAGGGAGGGAUAGUAAGUCAUGAAGAGAUUUUAAUUCAAAUGCCACUGUCUCUCGUAGUUGUCAUUGUUGAAGAAAUAUUGAACCUCAAAGAGAUGGACAUAUCUGAGAGGCUUUUUGUACAAGUAAACAGGCAGUGAUUAAAUCACAGUAAAAAUCCAACCCCUGAUUAUGCUGAAAAUGCUGCGGUGGUAGUUAGUGUCAUUUUUGUUCUUAUUAAACUCCAUUUCACUGAGGUUUGUAUUCAUUAAAUCCUUUGUGCUAUUUCACAAAAUGUUCAGGUUUUUUCAGAAUAAAAGCAGAGCGGUAUUGGAACACGAUGAGACGAGAUGUCUAUUGCUAAUUUUGUCACAAUAGGAAGCAGGGAGCUUACAUUCACGUGUGUGAAUACAACUUUUUUAAUAACUCAGACAAUUAAAAGGAAUACGACCUAAAGCAAGAACAAUGUCUUUUUUUAAAAUAUAUUUAUUCAUAAUUAUGAAUACAUUGACUCUGUAGUUAUUAUCUGUGAAUAUGAUGUCAUCAGGAACACGAUAAACAAAAGCAUUUUUAAUUCUUGUCAGAUUCAUUGUCAUGUUUGUACCAACUGAUUUUUAAAUAAAGUGUCUCAAUAAAAUUCA